This is a messenger RNA of Auxenochlorella protothecoides, 2064 nucleotides long. Its product is annotated as Carboxypeptidase D. The transcript is spliced from 9 exons. Lineage: Eukaryota; Viridiplantae; Chlorophyta; Trebouxiophyceae; Chlorellales; Chlorellaceae. The record is from RefSeq and is a predicted model, not a curated record. Gene Ontology annotation, biological process: proteolysis. Gene Ontology annotation, molecular function: zinc ion binding; metallocarboxypeptidase activity. The coding region runs from base 1 to 2064 and encodes 687 amino acids.
AUGCAGAAUCAUUCCCGGUCUGGCGCGCGCUCUGCGAAAUCGCAGCUGCUGGCACUGGAGCUGGCUGCAUCGCCCGGGUCAACGAAUGCGCUGCCUCACUUCAGAUACGUGGGCAACCUCCACGGCAACGAGCCCACCGGCCGCGUGCUGACUCUGGCUCUGGCCGAGUACAUCUGUGAGGCCCGAGGGGAGGACCCCCAGGUAGCCCAGAUCCUGGCUGGGAUGCACCUGUGGCUGAUGCCCAGCGCCAACCCCGACGGGUUCGACCAGCGGACCCGGGAAAACAUAAACAAUGUGGACCUGAAUCGCGACUUCCCAGAUAGGUUCUCAAAGCCGCCGAGCUUGAUGCCAACUGGCAGCGAGCAAGCAGAGGUCCGGGCUCUGAUGGACUGGAGCCGCCGCAUCGGCUUCACUGCCUCGGCUGCGAUGCAUGAGGGGGCGCUGGUGGCCAACUACCCCAUGGAUGGCACGCCAGACAGGUCGACCCAGUACGCCGCCAGCCCCGACGACGGCACGUUCCGCCACCUGGCGACCAAGUACGCGCAGGCGCACACGAGGAUGGCCCUGCCCACGAACAAGGAGUUUCCGAAUGGCGGCAUCACGAAUGGCGCGGCGUGGUAUCCCAUCUACGGCAGCAUGCAGGACUGGGUCUACCUCGCGACAGGCUGCUUCGAGCUGACGGUGGAGGUGUCGGAGUCCAAGUGGCCACCCAUGGCCAGCCUGGGGGCGUUGUGGAAGGAGAACAAGGCAUCCCUCCUGGGUCUGCCCCUGCUGGCUGUGCUGGGAGGGGUGCGGGGUGUGGUGAAGGCCUCCAACCCACUACGCCAGGGCGGGAUCGACACCCCUCUCCGCGCAAACAUCACGGUGGCGGGCAUCGAGACCGUGGUGCAGAGCCGGGAGGGCACCGGCGUGUUUGCGCGGCCCCUGGCACCAGGGACUUACGAGCUGCAGGCGAGGGCACAUGGCUACACCACUGCUACCCAGCAGACCACGGUGCCCGACGACGGGACGGGCGUGGAGGUGCUCUUUGAGCUCAAGCGGGUGGCAUCCAGCGGCAGGGCCAGGCGGGCGGGCGGCGAGGAAGCCGCCGACGGCGCCGCGGCGCUCGACUCCGUGGCAGCUUGGGGUGUGAACCCGGGCGGCGCCCUCAGGGCUCCCAAGCGGCAUUCCACCAUUUCCAUGGCGGUGGGUGCCUCCUGCAUAGAGAACACCCAGAACCAGCAGCUGGCCUCCCUGCUGGCCAGCCAGAUCGCGCGUGCCGCUGCCAUCUUCAACAUAGACGAGGUCAUCGUGCUGGACGACGUUGAGCGCCCCGACCGCGACGUUCCCAGCCCCGCUGCCGCCCUGCUGGCACGCAUCCUGCAGUUCAUGGAGACGCCCCAGUACCUCAGGAAGGCGCUCAUUCCCAUGCACCCCGACCUGAAGUUUGCGGGGCUGAUGCCGCCCCUGGACGCCACCCACCACCUGCGCACGCACGAGUGGGGGACGUACCGCGAGGGCGUGGUGCGGCACAGCGCCCCCGGCGACGGCUCGGUGGUGGACAUCGGCCUGGAGCACGACGCCCUGAUCCCGGAGCAGGUGGCCCCCGGGACACGCGUCACGCUGCACGUCGGCGCAGCGCCGCAGCUCGGCCAGGUGCACGGCCAGGCGGUGCACGGCGCCAGCCUGGCAGCGCCCACCGACCCGCGCGCGAAGGAGGGGCGGGCCUGGGGCUACCUGACGCGCGUGGCGCCCUCCCUCCAGGCCCUGCUCCAGGCCUCGCCCUUCGAGGGCGGGUACGACCUGUGCGUGGGCACCAGCGAGCGCGGCGAGUGCACGCCCGCCGAGGAGCUCCAGUUCCGGCCCUACCGCCACGCGCUGCUGGUGUUCGGCGGGCCGGCGGGGCUGGAGGCCUGCCUGCGCGGCGACGCCUGGGCGGCCAAGUACCGGGAUGUGGCGCAGCUGUUUGACCGCUACGUCAACACCUGCUUCCACCAGGGCAGCCGCACCAUCCGCACGGAGGAGGCGCUGUUCAUCAGCCUCACCUUCCUGGACCCGGCGCUGCAGCGGUGCUGCAUGGACUGA